Molecule: messenger RNA, 2993 nt
Organism: Arachis stenosperma
Lineage: Eukaryota; Viridiplantae; Streptophyta; Magnoliopsida; Fabales; Fabaceae
Product: SNF2 domain-containing protein CLASSY 3-like
Exons: 3
Coding region: 30-2636 (868 amino acids)
Biological process (GO): gene silencing by siRNA-directed DNA methylation
Molecular function (GO): ATP-dependent chromatin remodeler activity; ATP binding
Source: RefSeq, a predicted model, not a curated record
ACGACUACAGCGUAGAGAGGGAUGCAUGUAUGAACAAUGUGGCCAUUUUCGAAGGGAAGAAGCAAAAGCGGAAGCGUGUUGAUGUGGCUAGCAUGUUAAGGGAUAUGAUGUUUGGCAAGGGAGAGGUGCCUUUGCUGGAGUCUGUGGAAGAAGAAUCAGGUGCAACUGUGGUGACCAUGGACGUGCCAACAAGGUCCCCUUUCAACAGUGAGAAGCACGCGCCACCGGAGAAAUCGACUGAGCAGGAAGUGUUGGAUGCUAUUUGGGCUGAGAUGGAGCGUGGCUUCAGCUCUGAUCCUUUAGAAGAGGAGCAGGGUUCUAAUGAAUUCAAAUGCAGAGGUUCCAAGAGGGAAAAGGGAUCUGCUUUUGAAUUUACAAGGAAGAGAGAAGAUCAAGAUCUAAAAGGGCUUGGUGGGGAGUUUCAGGAUUGUGUUGCCCAAGAGAAGGGUAAAUUGUCUAGCAAGUCAAGCAUUGAGGGGGGAAAUUCAUGUGUGGAUUUUCCUUUCAAGUUUACUUUUUUAACUAAGGAACCGCCAGCGGAGAAAUCCCAAGAUGAGAAAGAAAUAGAUACGAUCUGGUCUGAGAUGGAGCUUGGUCUUCAUGUUAUCCAACAAGACUCUGCUUCUGCUCCUCAGCAGGGUGAAAAUAAUGCUAAUUCGGAUCGUGAUCAAUUUCCGGUGGAAGGUGAUGCUAACACACCCCCUCUUUUUCGCUGUCGAAAAGGGGAACACAAUCUUGUUCUUGAUGAGGAAAUUGGGCUUAUCUGUAAAUAUUGCUUGCAUGUGGCACUGGAGAUCAAGAAUUGGGUUCCUCCUUUUGUUGAAAGUCCAUGGGAAAAAUCUGACAGGAGAGAUUAUUAUUAUUAUGGGGAUGAUGUUGACCGGUCUGUCUUGGAUGAGCUUCAUGAUCGAACUUCUUGGAGUGAUGAUUAUAACCUUGGUAAUCACAAGGGGACAGUGUGGGAUAUGAUUCCUGGAGUGAAGAAGACUAUGUAUCCUCAUCAAUGCGAAGCUUUUGAAUUUCUCUGGAGUCAUUUAGCUGGUGGAAUUUUUCUUGAUCAGCUUAAAGAAGAAAACACUGGAAAUGGAUGCGUUGUAUCUCAUGCUCCUGGCACGGGGAAAACCCGUCUUGCUAUUGUAUUUAUCCAGGCUUACAUGAAGUUAUAUCCAGCAUGCUCACCAAUGAUUAUUGCUCCUAAAAGCAUGCUCCUUACAUGGGAAGAGGAGUUCAAACUAUGGAAGGUUGACAUUCCCUUUCACAAUGUGAACAAUUCUGAAUACUCUGGCAACGAGAAUGAAACAGCUCGUAAUCUUAUCAAUAAAUUUGGUCGUAAUGCUUCGACUCAGGCAGCAAAGCGGAAUUGUCGUACAGCUAAGUUCUAUUCCUGGAAGCUUGGCAAAAGCAUCUUGGGAAUUAGCUACAAAUUGUUCGAGCUACUUACCCGGCAGGGAUCCCGCGACAAGGUCCUGAGGAAGUUCCUUCUUGAACAGCCUAGUUUGCUAGUUCUUGACGAAGGGCACACUCCCCGCAAUAAGACAUCUGCUGUAUGGAAAUCCGUCUCUGAAAUUGAAACAAAGAGACGCAUCAUCCUUUCCGGAACUCCCUUUCAAAACAACUUUAGGGAGCUAUACACCACACUGUGCUUGGCAAGGCCUAAAUUUGCUGAUUUGAAUCCAAGAGAUGAACAUAGAGGGAGAUGGCAAUAUCUUGUCAAUUCAUAUGGAAAGGUUACUGAUUCCAGUAGAAAAUUAAAGAUAUUGAAAGAGAUCCGAGAAAUGAUUCAACCUUUUGUUCAUGUAUACAAGGGAACCAUACUGCAAGACAGUCUCCCAGGGUUGAGGCAGUUGGUAGUCAUAUUGAAGCCAACCCAGUUGCAGGAGAAAUUGCUUCAAGAUAUUAAGAAGAGAUUUGAUAAUGUGCUUAAAUUAGAAUACGAAGAGUCUGUAGCAGCGUUUCAUCCUUCUCUUUGCGAGAUAGCUGAAGACAAGGAGAAGAUACAAAAGUGUAGAUUGAACCCCAACGAAAGUGCCAAAACAAAGUUCUUAAUGGAACUUAUCAGGAUCAGUGGAAUUUUCAAUGAAAAAGUUUUGGUUUUUAGUCAAUUCAUUGAACCUUUGAAGCUUCUACUGAGCCAGCUGAAGCAACAUUUUAGUUGGACCGAAGGAAGAGAGGUGUUACAAAUGCAUGGAAAACAAGAAGCAAAGCUUCGACAGGCUUCAAUCCACACUUUCAAUGAUCCGAACAGCAAAGUAAGGGUAAUGCUGGCAUCAACCAAGGCUUGUUACGAAGGUAUCAGUUUGGUAGGUGCCUCGAGGGUUGUUUUGCUUGAUGUUGUGUGGAAUCCCUCGGUUGAGAAGCAAGCAAUAAGCCGUGCUUAUAGGCUCGGCCAAAAGAAGCUUGUGUUUACUUACCAUUUGAUCACUAAGGGGACAACGGACGAGAAAAAAUGUGGUCGACAAGCUGUGAAGGACCAGUUGUCAGAGUUCGUGUUCUUUCAUUCCGAAGGUGGGGCUCAAAAUCGGCAACUCUUUUCAUCCGCUGAAUUGGAAGAUAAAAUUCUGGAGCAGAUCAUUGAGCAAGAAAAGUUCAGACACAUAAUUGAAAAAGUAGCUAUUAAGAAACCAAAUCUACUUUGAGACAUGGUUUCAAUCCCUCCCUUGUUUGCCUAUUUCUUGCUUGAUACACAGCUUCACAUGGCUGUUCUUGAGUACAUAGCUUCUUAUGGCUGAUCUUCUGGGUACAUGGACUCCUGUGGCCGUAUUUUGGGUACAUAGUUUCUCAUGGCUGCUUAUAUAGCUUCUUAUGGCUUUUGGUAUACAAUGAUAGCAAACUAGCUAAUGUACUUUCUUAUGCUCUCUGCUUAUAUAGCUUCUUGUGUCUUAUGGUGUCAACUGUUUAGUGAUAACUUUUUUUUUUCCUUUCAAGGAUAAGAUGUAUUUUAUAAAUGAAAUGAACAGUGCAAAGUGGACCAUAGAGGGUCAUCAGCAAAGUGA